AUGGCCCGCCAGGGCGCCGCCGCGCCGGCUCUGGCCCUCGCGCUCCUGGCGGUGGCCCUGACCCGAGCCGGUACUCAGGCCUGGGUCCCCGAGGACGCCGACUACGACGUUCAGGAAACCUGGAGCCGGGAGCCCUACUACGCGCGCCCGGAGCCCGAGCCCUUCUCGCCGCAGCCCUCCGGAACCAGGGAGGAGGCGCGGGAGCCGCCUGCGCCCAGGCCACCCAAGAAGGCGACCAAGCCCAAGAAGGGGCCCAAGAAGGAGAAGCUGGCUCCGGAGACGCCGCUGACGCCAGGUAAAAACAGCAACAGAAAAGGUGCAAGGACCAAGAGCUUUGAGAAGGCUGCUGGUGAAGAUCAGAGCACCCGUGCGGCCCAUGAGGAUGGCAGACAGAGUUGCCCACCUCUUGGACUGGAAACCCUGAAGGUCACCGACUUCCAGCUCCAUGCAUCCACAACCAAGCGCUACGGCCUGGGCGCGCAUCGGGGGCGACUCAACAUCCAGGCAGGCAUUAAUGAAAAUGACUUCUACGACGGGGCGUGGUGUGCAGGAAGAAACGACCUCCGCCAGUGGAUCGAAGUGGAUGCCCGGCGGCUGACUAAAUUCACUGGCGUCAUCACGCAGGGAAGGAACUCGCUCUGGCUGAGUGACUGGGUAACAUCCUACAAGGUCAUGGUGAGCAAUGACAGCCACACAUGGGUCACUGUUAAGAAUGGAUCAGGAGACAUGAUAUUUGAAGGAAACAGUGAGAAGGAGAUCCCUGUUCUCAAUGAGCUGCCUGUCCCCAUGGUGGCCCGCUACAUCCGCAUAAACCCGCAGUCCUGGUUGGACAAUGGGAGCAUCUGUAUGCGGAUGGAGAUCCUGGGCUGCCCACUACCAGAUCCUAAUAACUAUUACCACAGACGGAAUGAAAUGACCACCACCGAUGACCUUGAUUUUAAGCAUCACAACUAUAAGGAAAUGCGCCAGUUGAUGAAGGUCGUGAAUGAAAUGUGCCCCAAUAUCACCAGAAUUUACAACAUUGGCAAAAGCCACCAGGGCCUGAAACUGUAUGCUGUGGAGAUCUCGGACAACCCUGGGGAGCACGAAGUUGGUGAGCCCGAGUUCCACUACAUCGCCGGCGCCCAUGGCAACGAGGUGCUGGGCCGCGAGCUGCUGCUUCUGCUGAUGCAGUUCUUGUGCCAGGAGUACUUGGCCCGCAAUGAACGCAUCGUCCACCUGGUAGACGAGACCCGCAUUCACAUCCUGCCGUCCCUCAACCCCGACGGCUACGAGAAGGCCUACGAAGCGGGCUCGGAGCUGGGAGGCUGGUCCCUGGGGCGCUGGACCCACGAGGGGAUCGACAUCAACAACAACUUCCCGGACUUAAACACGCUGCUCUGGGAAGCGGAGGACAGACAGAAUGUCCCAAGGAGAGUUCCCAAUCACUACAUUGCCAUCCCGGAGUGGUUUCUGUCCGAAAAUGCCACGGUGGCGGCGGAGACCAGGGCGGUCAUUGCGUGGAUGGAAAAAAUACCCUUUGUGCUGGGUGGAAACCUGCAGGGUGGGGAGCUGGUGGUGGCAUACCCCUAUGACAUGGUGCGGUCCCUGUGGAAGACCCAGGAGCACACACCCACGCCUGACGACCAUGUGUUCCGCUGGCUGGCCUACUCCUACGCCUCCACCCACCGCCUCAUGACGGACGCACGGAGGAGGGUCUGCCACACGGAAGACUUCCAAAAGGAAGACGGGACGGUCAAUGGGGCUUCUUGGCACACUGUUGCUGGAAGUCUGAACGAUUUCAGCUACCUUCACACAAACUGCUUCGAGCUGUCCAUCUAUGUGGGCUGUGACAAGUACCCCCACGAGAGCGAGCUGCCGGAGGAGUGGGAGAACAACCGGGAGUCCCUGAUCGUCUUCAUGGAGCAGGUUCAUCGUGGCAUCAAAGGCACAGUAAGAGAUCCACACGGGAAAGGAAUUCCAAACGCCGUGAUCUCCGUAGAAGGUGUGAACCAUGACAUCCGAACAGCCAGCGAUGGGGAUUACUGGCGCCUCCUGAACCCAGGCGAGUACGCGGUCACUGCCAGGGCAGAAGGCUUCACCGCGUCCACCAAGAACUGUAUGGUGGGCUACGACAUGGGGGCCACUCAGUGUGACUUCAUGCUCAGCAAAACCAACUUGGCCAGGAUUCGCGAGAUCAUGAAGAAGUUUGGCAAGCAGCCCGUCAGCCUGCCAGCCAGACGGCUGAAGCUGCGGGGGCGCAAGAGGCGACAGCGCGGGUGAGCUGCCCAACACCUGAGACACAGCCCGGCCACACAGAUCCAAACCAGCCCUGGUCGGAGCUCCACGCUGACUCCACAGCUCACUCUUGUUUUCUCUGUAAUCCAAGAAACACCCGAGGGAAGGUGUGCAUUGCGAGACUGGUCCCCAAGGUUCGGGCUGGAGGCCAAGGAUGUUUUCUUUUCUUUGUUCCAUUUAUCCAAAUAAUUUGGGCAGAGCAGCAGAAGAAGGCCAGCAGGAGUGGGAGAAUUCAGCAGCCCCCCUGGGAAUAGGAGAGAGUUGUGAGCUUGCUCAUUUGGGGUCCCCUGCCUGCACAGGGAGGGAAAUCGGGGUGUCUCCUCUUUGCGUGACAGCCAGAGCAAAACGUGCACUUGGAAAGUGCUCGGGGAAAAUCUCAGCGUUCCAGGGGCCCUGCUGCCUCAGAUGUCACCAUUCCGGAUGCUCACUGGCAAGUGAAGAGAUUCUGUGCUCUCUGGCCCUGGGCGCCACGCUGUGCACAGAAACCCUGCACUCUGCUGACAAUGGGGACGGCAGCAAGUGAGCAGCAGGGAGCCUCUGAGCCAGCUUAGUUUUCCUUUUCAACAAAGGGUGGUGCUCAUGAAAGGCGGUAGAAGCUGGGGUCGCUCAGGCGGGAUUGUUAGGCUACAGGCAUGCAUUGAGCUUGAUACAUGCGUGCUCCAUCCACAGGGGGACCCAAGCUUCCCUGCUGGGCCAGUCACUCCAGGCUCCCCAGGCCAGGAGAGCCAGAGGCGCCAGCCUUCCUAAGUGACCAGAACAUGCAGACUGUUCCCCUCUUUGACCAACUAGGGCUUGAAGAAAGAACCAGAAGGAGGCUGACCCACCCUCCUCUUUCUGUUGGAGGGCCUUGCUCCUUUCUUGGGAACUAGUGCUCCCAUGUUGGCCUAACACCCAUGGGAGAGUUAUUUUGAGUGUGUGAAUUGUGGGAUCUUCCAAAUUCAGCUAAAUUUGAUGAAAAACUCUUAGGAAUAUGUGUGGCGCAUCAGUUUGGGAGGGGUUAUGGAAUUCCCAUGCAAGAAAACGGUUGUGUCUCACUUUGUAUUGAUGUUGCUGCCUGAUCAACCCAGGAAGAAUGAAAAAAUAAAGCAAAAGGUAAGAGCCUCGUGCUAUGUGAUUUCCGUGACUUC
Loxodonta africana (African savanna elephant) is the source of this 3404-nucleotide messenger RNA. RefSeq names its product carboxypeptidase X, M14 family member 2 (gene CPXM2). Lineage: Eukaryota; Metazoa; Chordata; Mammalia; Proboscidea; Elephantidae. The record is from RefSeq and is a predicted model, not a curated record. Gene Ontology annotation, biological process: peptide metabolic process; protein processing. The coding region runs from base 1 to 2262 and encodes 753 amino acids. Gene Ontology annotation, molecular function: zinc ion binding; metallocarboxypeptidase activity. The transcript is spliced from 14 exons.